UUUUUUUUCUCCCCUAAAAUCCCUCGUUCUUUCUCCGAAUUUCUCGGGACAAAAAGAUCCACAUUCACGGGUAUUCAACCCGCCUUAUCGUCUUCCACUUACAUCAGAGAACCACAUCGAGCACUCUGGUGACGGUUUUCGUGUCUUAUUCGCAGCACUACGUGGAUGCUGUCCCCAGUACAUCUUUUAUCUCGCCGGACUUGCCUUCGUUCAAUUGCCACUACAAUUGAUCAACCUCGGUCCCCGGUUUUUCCCCAGCAACAGACACUCUCCACUCCAUUUUCGUCGUCUUCAAUCUACUCAAAGGCUUUAAAGUCAAGCCCAACUCGGCUCAUUUCUUGUUCAUUUUCACGUCUAUAUACUACAUCAGUGGACAGGCUUGCCAAAAUGAGUUCUCUUACCCCGUACCGGCGCAAACACAAGGUCACGGUGAUCGGCUCAGGAAACUGGUAAGUGCGCUGAGAGACAACGGUACCUAGGAUUAGACAGCGCUGACAUUUGAAAGGGGCACCGCUAUUGCCAAGAUCGUCGCUGAAAAUACCGCUAGCAACCCUGCCAUUUUCGAAAAGGAUGUUCAGAUGUGGGUUUUUGAAGAGAAUGUGGAAGUUCCAAAGACCUCCCCUCACUAUAACCCAUCUUCGCCCUUGUGCCAAGGUCCCCAGAAGUUAACAGAGAUCAUCAACAAGACACAUGAGAACGUCAAAUAUCUACCAGGAAUCAACCUUCCUACUAAUUUGCACGCCAAUCCCUCAUUGGAGGAUUCCGUUAAGGACAGCACUAUCCUUGUUUUCAACUUGCCUCAUCAGUUCAUUAUCAAGACUUGUGAGCAGAUUAAGGGCAAGAUUCUGCCAUAUGCGCGCGGUAUCUCUUGCAUCAAGGGUGUCGAUGUGCGGGAAGAUGGAAUCAGCCUUUUCUCAGAGACCAUUGGCAAGAUUCUCGGGAUCUACUGUGGCGCCCUCUCCGGCGCAAACAUCGCCAGCGAGGUUGCCCAGGAGAAGUGGUCUGAGUCAAGCAUUGCUUACGAUCCUCCCCAUCUAGAUUCGAAAGCUCCCUCGCCCAAUCGCUCGCCCUCCUCAUCGACUCUGGAUGUGGUUCACUUCACACACAAGGACGUUUCGGGACAACUAUCUCAGGUUAAACUGCAGGCGUUGCCCUCCGAGUAUCCUCCCAUUGACCAUGCUGUCCUAAAGACGCUUUUCCACCGUCCCUACUUCCAUAUCAGCGUGGUGAGUGACGUUGCAGGUGUUUCCCUUGGCGGUGCGCUCAAGAAUGUCGUCGCUAUCGCCGCAGGCUGGGUUGAAGGCAUGGGAUGGGGUGACAACGCCAAAGCUGCCGUCAUGCGAGUCGGCCUGUUGGAGAUGGUCAAAUUCGGUGAAAUGUUCUUCGGUGCGACUAUCAACACUCGCACUUUCACCGAGGAGAGUGCCGGUGUUGCCGACUUGAUCACUAGCUGUAGUGGCGGUCGCAACUUCCGUUGCGCCAAGCUGAGCAUUGAAAGAAAGCAGCCGAUCGGAAAGGUCGAAGAGACGGAGCUCAACGGCCAGAAACUCCAGGGCACUUUGACUGCGCUCGAAGUGAACAAAUUCUUGAAGAACCAAGGCGUUGAAGACGAAUACCCCUUGUUGACGGCCGUCUAUAGAAUUCUGGAAGGCACUAUGUCUGUUGAGGAUAUCCCUUCUUAUAUUGAGCGCAAGCCGGAAUCUAUUUCGCAUGAAUCGCAAGGAGUGAAUGGUGGUGGCGCGAGUCAGGCAGUCUUAGCCAAAUUGUGAGGUGGCAGGAUACAACGAUGCCUGCUCCUCAUAUUUCUUUUAUAAUUAUUUACGUCUUGAGACUUGUCGGUAGGUCUUUUCUCAUGUUUUUUGGGUAUGGAUGUUAUAAAUGCACAUAGACUAGUGACUAUAGAGAGCAAUUCCCAGAUUUACGUUAUGCCUUUUUGAAAAAGAAGGAUGAUCUUAUUCUGAUUGUGUGUGUGUGUGUUGGCUAUUCCGGAUUGACUUUUCUUUUGAUACUAAAAUUGGGUUUCUUGGACACGUUACUAGCCCGGAGGUCCAAGGUUACUUCUGCGGUCGAGGCCUUUGCACCGUUCCAUGAUGUCAGACCUCCUGCGGGGUCCAAAAGCGCCCAGGAACAUAAAUGAGAAACCUGAAAAGCUGGCUUUGUUUGUAUUGCCCGUGUUUAAUUUUGGUUUUCUUCCUCCGUCAAAACUUCACUCUUCAUUCUCCUGUACAUUGGCUAGAUCAGCGUAUCUCUAGCGAUCAUCAACAACUCCAUCGGCCGGGCCGAUACUAUCCCCGCCUCCAACCAGGCUCAAGCAUCCAGACCUGCGUCACAGCUUGCCAGCUAGUUUCUGUUUUUCCUUCCUGUUUU
Aspergillus pseudonomiae is the source of this 2367-nucleotide messenger RNA. Its product is annotated as glycerol-3-phosphate dehydrogenase family protein. The coding region runs from base 579 to 1769 and encodes 396 amino acids. Gene Ontology annotation, cellular component: glycerol-3-phosphate dehydrogenase (FAD) complex; cytosol; nucleus. NCBI's taxonomy places the organism in Eukaryota, Fungi, Ascomycota, Eurotiomycetes, Eurotiales, Aspergillaceae. The record is from RefSeq and is a predicted model, not a curated record. Gene Ontology annotation, biological process: glycerol-3-phosphate catabolic process; carbohydrate metabolic process. The transcript has 3 exons. Gene Ontology annotation, molecular function: NAD binding; glycerol-3-phosphate dehydrogenase [NAD(P)+] activity; protein homodimerization activity.